This is a messenger RNA of Nematocida ausubeli, 1506 nucleotides long. Its product is annotated as prolyl-tRNA synthetase. Gene Ontology annotation, biological process: prolyl-tRNA aminoacylation. The transcript has a single exon. Gene Ontology annotation, molecular function: ATP binding; proline-tRNA ligase activity. The record is from RefSeq and is a predicted model, not a curated record. The coding region runs from base 1 to 1506 and encodes 501 amino acids. Gene Ontology annotation, cellular component: aminoacyl-tRNA synthetase multienzyme complex; cytoplasm. NCBI's taxonomy places the organism in Eukaryota, Fungi, Microsporidia.
AUGUCAAAAACCCAGAAAUUUUCUAUUGAGGCAACGCGCGAAAGCGACUUUCCAAAGUGGUACAAAGAGACCGUGACAAAAAGCGAAAUACUGGAAUAUCAUGAUAUAAACGGAUGCUACGUUCUCAGACCAAAUGGGUUUUUUAUAUGGAACACAAUAAAAAACUACUUCACAGGCAAAAUCGAUGGUCUGGGCGUCAAGGAGGCAUACUUCCCCAUGCUUGUGUCAAAAGCAGUGCUGGAGAAAGAAAAAGAUCAUUUGGAAAACUUUGCGCCUGAAGUGGCAUGGAUCACAGAAUGUGGUGGAAAGCCUUUGGAGAACCCAGUGGCAAUCAGACCCACGUCAGAGACAAUUAUGUAUCCAUACUUCUCCAAGUGGAUACAGAGCUACAGAGACCUGCCCCUCAAGCUCAACCAGUGGUGCAAUGUGCUGCGAUGGGAAACCACACAGACCAUGCCUUUUAUCCGGGGAAGAGAGUUUCUAUGGCAGGAGGGGCACACAGCCCAUCUGACUCGUGAGGAGGCGGACAAAGAGGUGUUUGAGAUUCUUGGCUUCUAUGAGAGUGUGUACAGAGAGCUUCUUGCAGUUCCUGUCAUAAAGGGAAUGAAGAGUAAGAAAGAAACCUUCGCUGGCGCUGACUUCACCACAACUGUAGAGGUCUUUAUUCCACACACAGGAAAGGGAAUCCAGGCAGCCACGUCGCAUUCUCUUGGAACAAACUUCUCCACCAUGUUUAAUGUAACAGUGGAAGAUCCAAAGGCUCCAGGAUGCUUUAUGCCUGUUUUCCAGAACUCAUGGGGGCUUAGCACCAGAAGCAUUGGUGUGGCCAUUCUAGUGCACUCAGACAACCGAGGCCUUGUGCUUCCCCCAAAGGUUGCAUCUACACAGGUCGUUAUCGUUCCCUGCGGGCUGUCUAAGAACACGCCAGAGGAGGAAAAGCAAAAGAUCCUUGAUGAGGCAUCCAGAAUUGAAAAAGCACUUAACGCACAGGGCGUGCGUGCUCAGGCAGACUUGGCUCUAAAUGUCACGCCAGGACACAAGUUUAACCACUGGGAGGUAAGAGGAGUUCCUCUUCGUAUUGAGAUCGGGCCCAAGGACCUGGCAAACAAUCAAGUGUGCUUCGCAUGGCGCAUGGAUAAGACAAAGAAGAGCGUGCCACUUGAAAACAUUGAGAAGGCAGUGCAGGAGGAGCUGGAUGCAAUCCACGAGACAAUGUACCACAACGCAAAGCUUCUUCAAGAGACUUCCAUGCUAAAGGGGUCUACAAUGGAGGAUCUAAAUGCAGCACUCCGUGGCGGAAAGAUGUGCACCAUGGUGUGGUGUGGGUCAGUAGAGUGCGAAGACGCAAUCAAGAAGAUGACAGAAGAGAGAGAUAAGAACAAUGUUGUUGCAGCAGCAGGUGCAAAGUCCCUGUGCAUUCCCUUCUCCGAGAACAAGCCAUCUGGUGCGUGCAGCGUCUGCCCAUCAGAGGCCACCUGCGUUGGUCUUUUUGGUAGAUCAUACUAG